This is a messenger RNA of Doryrhamphus excisus (bluestripe pipefish), 5094 nucleotides long. RefSeq names its product diacylglycerol kinase theta (gene dgkq). The record is from RefSeq and is a predicted model, not a curated record. NCBI's taxonomy places the organism in Eukaryota, Metazoa, Chordata, Actinopteri, Syngnathiformes, Syngnathidae. Gene Ontology annotation, biological process: phospholipase C-activating G protein-coupled receptor signaling pathway. Gene Ontology annotation, cellular component: membrane. Gene Ontology annotation, molecular function: ATP-dependent diacylglycerol kinase activity.
UGCAAUGGAGGGUUUUAUUUCCAGUCGGGCACUAAAUCAGUCAUUUUAAUGAUCAACACCUUCAACUUGAGGGGAGGAGCUCAUCAAUUAAGUCACCUGCUGGAGAGAAAACCGGAAGUGCUUCGGCCCCUCCAGUGACACGUGGGCUAGAUCGAUAACAAGGAGUCAGUACUAAACACUGCUCCAAUGGGUGACAAGAUGGCUUUCUUUGCUAGUCAGGUGAGCGAAGUCCUUCCCAUAUCUGGUACUUAAUGUGACCCUUAAUGCAACUUCGAGUUUGCUUGUCGUUUGGUACCCAAAGUGUCGAUAGUCCAGUUUCGAUCAAUGCCCCGCCCCCAGCUGUUGUUAUGCUAACGAGAACGUGCCAUUCUGAUCACGUGGUCUGACAAAUGCAAUUGAAAUGGUGUGACGUCAUUGAAACGUUGGGGGCUAAUAUCGAAUACAUCGCCAAUGUAGCGUUCAAUUUCUAAACAAUAACUUGCAAAUAAAACGAUGUGUGACGUUAUUGAAACGUUUGGGGCUAAUAUCAAAUACAUCCCGUCAAUGUAGCGUUCAAUUACUAAACAAUAACUUGCAAAUAAAACAACUUUUGAAAAAAACGAAACAGCCUCCUUCAGGAAGUGUUUUGAAGAUUUGGUGGAGUUAUACUGACACCUUGUGGUCAUGCUUCGUACGUGCAACUCGGAAGGGAAAAACAGCUGUAAACAACUUUUAAAGCGUCGCAUAAAUACAUAAUAUACACUAUAAAUACGUUCUACAUACAUCGGAAAGCAUUGUACGGUUUUAAAGCGUAGCAUAAACACAUCAUGACAACAAAUACAUCAUAUAUACAUUCAUAGUAUCACUAUCAUCACUAUGACAGUUUAGCAUUAAAGUCAUUCAACUACAUGGUGAAAGCGAACGAAUGAAUGAACGAAUGAAUUCGAUGAUGUGCCUUUAGAAAGGACAAAAGUGAAGAGGAAACAGGAAGUGAACGAGGACAGGAAGAGAGGAAUGAAAUGGGACAUUUUGGACACAGUAAAGUAAGUACAAGAAGAAGUAGUGCAGGUCCAAAUAUAACACUUGUUGACUUCAAGAGGUCCUGGGCAUACUAGUUAGUACUGGCGUGCACGCCUCUCAACACGAGCUGGCACUGCGGGGACGCGCGCCGGGGCGUCACGUGACCCUCGCCAGAAGGCGGAAGUCUUUGAUCGGGACGCACGGCUCAGCGGUGGACGAGCAAGGUUUCCCUGCUCACUCAAGCUGGACGGGACCACGCCCCCUCCGGUGGGAUGACGUCACGUAUUGACCCACACGGUUCCACUGUGGCUCAAUAAUCUUAGCUUCGUGACUCGGCUGAUGGACGUGGACGUUUGGUAGAAGUCGCGCGUCAGACAUGGCCGACUGUUGCCCAGCAGAACCGGAAGCCACAGAUAGCCGGACUGCGAGCCCGUUGGCGACCAAGAGCCGCUACAAGAACCCUGCUUUGGGUCACAGCUUCAGGAGGGUCACGCUGACCAAACCGACGUACUGUCACCACUGCAGCGACUUCCUGUGGGGACUGCUCGGCUUCCUGUGUGAAGUGUGUAACUUCAUGUGUCAUGAGAAAUGUCUGAAGACACUGCGGUCGCUGUGCUCUAGCAUGGCACCCUCUGCUGUGCAGGUCCCCGUGGCUCAUUGCUUCGGCCCGGACACGGGCAAGAGGCGCAUGUGCUGCGUGUGCAGGAAGCAGACGGAGGGAAACGCUGCGCUUCGUUGUGAAGUGUGCGAGCUUCACGUUCACAGCGACUGCGCCAUCUUCACCUGCGCCGACUGUCGUGUUUGUCACACGGAGGGGACUCGGGAGCAGGACACGUUUCACCACCACUGGAGGGAGGGCAAUCUGGCGUCCAGCGCCAGGUGCGAGGUGUGUCGGCGGUCCUGUGGCUCGUCUGAUGUCUUGUCAGGGAUGAGGUGCGAGUGGUGCAACGUCACGUGUCACGCAGCGUGUUACCUCAGUGUAACGCCAGAGUGCACCAUGGGACGUCUGCGCGGCAUGAUGCUGCACCCAUCCUGCAUCCGCCUCCUCUCCAGAAACUUCAGCAAGAUGCACUGCUACCGAAUCACGGAGGACAACGGCGGCGGCCAUGAUCUCGAUGAUGGCGGCGAUGGCGACCCGUCUGCUGUGGCGUCUAAAGACAGUCAACCCGACUACGGCAAACAACUAAAAGUCUUUGACGGCGACGACGCCCUCAAACGGGGUCACUUCCGCCUUGUGUCCAUCGUCAGAGCCACCAGAAACGAGGAAGUUCUGGGGGCAGCGCUGAACGCCUUCUACCUGCCAGAUGAGCCCCAGGACUACCAGCUGCAGGAAGUGGGUGGCCUUCAGCGUCUCCACAGCGACGAUGUCCUGAACAGGAACAGCGGUCCUGACAACCGGAAUUCCCUGAAGGACGGCGGUGACGCCUGGCUGCUGAGGCACAAAGGUUGCAACACUGAGGUCAUCAAGGUGUACAGGAGCCGGCCCAGGUCUGGAAAGGAUUACAUCACCGUGUCUGUGUCUGAGGGGAGCACUGCUGAGUCCGUCCUCGCCGAAGUCAGCAAGCAGUUGGGGGUCCAGGGAGACGACAUGACGGAAUGUGACCUACAGGAAGUGUUCAUGAGCAGCAAGCAAGUGCAGAAACAGACGCUGACGCCGCAGGAGAAGCUCCUGGAUAAGCUGCAGGAGAUUCGGAAGGCGUCGCUGCGGCAGAUGAACCAGACGCGCUUCUACGUCGUGAAGAGGCGGAACCAAGCGGUGCAGGUGAGCCUGCUGAUUGGAGGGCUGCCCCCAAUGCUGACCAGGGAGCAAUACUGGCAGCUGAUCCAGGAUCAUCUGACCACCAAGAGUCACCUGGUGUCCAUCAGUCAUGUGUACGCCAGCCAAGGCGCCGUGGCACUGCAGAUGUCGUGUUUCUCCGAGGCAGAGCGCGUCUUCAUGUUGGCCAAGGACACGAGCGUCGACAGCAAGUCGCUCUGGUCGCUCGUCAUCCCGGACAUCGUGCACAACCAGAUCAGCGAGGACGUGCGCCCCCUGCUGGUGUUGGUCAACCCGAAGAGCGGCGGCCUCAAAGGCAGAGAACUUCUCUACAGCUUCCGGAAGCUUCUUAACCCACAUCAGGUUUUUGACAUCUCCAAUGGAGGACCGCUGGCAGGCCUCCACACAUUCCGGGAUCUUCCAAGGUUCCGCAUGCUGGUGUGCGGGGGGGACGGCACAGUGGGCUGGGUGCUCGGGGUGCUGGAGGCGGUCCGCCAUAAACUGGCGUGCCGGGAGCCACCCGUCGGAAUCGUCCCGCUGGGAACAGGUAAUGACCUGGCUCGAAUCCUGCGCUGGGGGCCUGGUUACAGCGGCGAGGAGGCCGCCCACAUUCUCGCCUGUGUGGAGGAGGCCGAGGAGGUUCUGAUGGACCGCUGGACCAUCCUGCUGGACGCGCAGGACAUCGCUGAAGACGGGAAGGAGAACUUCCUGGAACCGCCAAAGAUCGUCCACAUGAACAAUUACUUCGGAGUCGGCAUUGACGCUGAGCUGAGUCUGGACUUCCACCUGGCCCGUGAAGACGACCCGGACAAGUUCACCAGCAGAUUCCACAACAAGAGCGUGUAUGUGAAGGUUGGCCUUCAGAAGAUCAGCGCCACCAGGAGUCUACACAGGGAACUGCAGCUGCAUGUGGACGGCCGACUCGUGCCGCUGCCCAACAUUGAGGGUCUCAUCUUCCUCAACAUCCCCAGCUGGGGCUCCGGUGCUGACCUGUGGGGGUCUGAGGUGGACGCUCGCUACAGGAAGCCAAGCAUCAACGACGGCAUGCUGGAGGUGGUCGGGGUGACGGGGGUGGUGCACAUGGGUCAGGUGCAGAGUGGGUUGCGUUCAGGCUUUCGGAUUGCUCAGGGGACUUACAUGCGUGUGACGCUGAAGAAGGCCUUCCCGGUACAAGUAGACGGAGAACCUUGGCUCCAGCCUCCAGGUCACAUCAUCAUCUCAGCUGCUGGACCAAAGGUUCGCAUGUUGCGGAAGUCCAAACACAAACAGAAGAAGUCGGCGAGCGGCACCAAAAACGGCCGCUCUGAAAGCUGCGCCCCGUCAGACGGCGGCGUUCAGGCGUGAAAGCGGUGCUGACCCAGAAGGCGGGACACCAUGGAGGUAUAACCAGGAAGUAUGUAACGCAUGCGACGUCUCUACAGACACGCCGAUUUUGGCGGUGAUGUCGCGUUACCGCGGCGAUGAUCCAAGUUCAUCCAGGUGUUGCCGUAACCUGCUGCUGAUGUAUUUUACUUGACGCCAAUGACCACAACUUACUCAAGUGUCCAAGGCACGUUAUCUUACAUGUCUUUUUUUUUUUUUUUACAGUAGCUAAACUGCCGAUGCUAAUCUUUCUGAACGAGACCAAGUCACAGCUGAGAGUAGCUAAUGUUAGCCUAGCCUAUGAGUUAAUGUACUUGAAAACUGUGUUGUUUACAUGACAGCUACACUAUGAUGUUUAGCUUAGCGUGUUAGCCAAGUGGUUUUAGAAACCGCUGUCCAAAGUCAAAGGGAGAAAAACAACAUUUGACAUGACAAUAAUAACACAUAUCUAUUUUUUACAUGAUAAAAUAUCUUCACUUCUCUGUCUAGUGCUUCAAAAAGUUUAAUAAGUGAAGAGGGUUUCUUUAAGGCCUUUACAGGAAGUUUGUCAGCGAUACUUCCUGUACGCAUCUUGUGUGUGUAAAAAUGAUUUCUUUCAAGUGCAGUAACGUCUUCCCGUGCUUUUUCCCCUGCCAACACUGAGAGUCAGCUCACUGAUCACAUGACCAGUCGCCAAGGUUGCGUGACAUCACAUGUGGUGCUGUGUGGCCCGUUUUAAACGUGACAAGUGGUGCUGCUAAUGCUAAACGUCUUUAGCGUGUAGCCUGACCUGCUGCUUUGGUGUAAAAAGUGUUUUUUAGUGGUGCUUUGAUGACGUGCUCCUCUUAACGUGCCUCCAGACGUCUAACGUGGGAUGUAACGUGACUUGUGCCAAGUGUCGGUUGCACUAAAUGUUUCACAGAUGUUUGGGUAUAUGUCUGUAUAGAUAUAGAAAUGUACACGUACACUGACAUUGCCAAUAAAGUUCACAUACAAAC